Messenger RNA from Engraulis encrasicolus (European anchovy), 2604 nucleotides. It is a transcript of the gene trim107, whose product is annotated as tripartite motif containing 107. The transcript has 4 exons. Lineage: Eukaryota; Metazoa; Chordata; Actinopteri; Clupeiformes; Engraulidae. The coding region runs from base 49 to 1767 and encodes 572 amino acids. The record is from RefSeq and is a predicted model, not a curated record.
UUACUUGAACUUUUCCCUCCACUGCUGAGAAUAUAGCCUAGAUGCACCAUGGCCGACUGCUGCAGGAUCGUGAACUCCUUAGACCUGGAAUUAACUUGCCCAGUUUGCCGGGGCCUUUUCUCUGAACCGGUGACCCUACCGUGUGGCCACGCGUUUUGUAAAGCCUGCCUAAAGGAGUCUGCGACUCUCGUCAGCAGCGGCAAUGGUGGACACUGCUGCCCCAAAUGCAAAGAAAGUUUCCAGGGCCUCGGGAGCCUUCCAAAGAAUGACAUGCUUUGCAGAAAAGUAGAGGGCUACAAGCGCACUGCCGGAGACGGUGUAUCCCUGCCUUCACAGAGAACACAGCGUCAGCAUCAGGAAGAGGUUGGUCAGGAGACAACACAGCAGCAACAGCUGCAGCAGCAGCAAGAUGGUCAGGGUGCAGAGACUCAGGCUGGAGACUGUUGCCCCGUCAACCCUGAUCUUGCAUCAGCUCAGACAACUCGGGCUGCAAAUCAGGUAGCAGAGGUCUUGUCCUCUGUUCAACUGGAGGACACGGAUGUUACAGCAAAGCUGAAUCCCACCACACUGGCUUGUCACUCCACCGAGCCUGACCCAGCUUUGAAAAGGGAGGUUGAUGAGGGUAGAAUAAGGCUGUCUGGCUUGGUGGAAGAGCUGGAAGUCAAACUUGCCUGUGCAGCGAGUCUCUUACUCAAGGAGACCGAGAAGCAGUCCGAGGUCAGAACAGCUCACGGCGAGCUCUGGGAGAAGGUCAGUGUCCUGCUUCAGAAGAUGGCCGACUUGAUCGAGGCGUACCGCGAGACCGGAACGGAGCUGAUCGAGGCCCAACUGAAGCCCAUCGAAGACGACGUUGACGCCCGCGUCAGACACAUCUCCGGCGUCCACUCCUGGCUCAAGGACGCGUGGCUUCAGGCGGACGCUCUUCUCAAGGAACGAGAUGACGCCGCGUUUCGUCAGGGCCUCUCGGCAGUCGAGCCGCUGAUCUCAGGCCUCGUGAAGGUUCCCCUGGAGAAGGAGAAGGAGAAGGAGGACGCUGCCGCACCAGCCACAGCCUCGGCCAGACAAGAGCAACAGCCAGAGGAGUGUGCUGGCCGCCCUCCUAACUUGGCAUCCGUGUGCGCCGAGCUGGAGCGCCAGAACUCCCAGUUGCGGGCGGAGCUCAGUGCGGCCCAGAGGGAUCUGCGAAGCAUACUCAACCCCUCAGAGGUGACCUUUGACCCGGAGACCCUGCACCCGAGCCUGGUGCUCUCGGAGGACCUGAAAAGUGUGUCGUACAGCGCCGCCAAGCAGCCCUACCCCCCGCACGCCAAACGCUUCACCAGCUUCAUGCAGGUGCUCAGCUCACAGGUGUUCGGCGAGUCGUUCGGAGUGGCCGGCGGGGAGCACUGCUGGGAGCUGGAUCUGUCCGGGUGUCCCUCCUGGGUGGUGGGGGUGUGCUACGGCAGCGGGGGGCUGCCCCGCGUGGGCAUGGCCAGCGCCCUGGAGAGCAGCGCGGGCUGCUGGUGCCUGAUGUACUGCGACAACCUGCUGAGGGUGUACGAGCAGAAGAAGCCCACGCAGCUCAAGCGCACCACCUCCGUGCGAGGGGUCCAGGUGCGCCUCAGCUUCGCCAAGCAGUCUGUGGCGUUCUAUAUGGUGAGCAGCAUCGACGGCAAGAAGACACACCUGCACACCUCUGAGGUGAUCGCCUUCACUGAGCCACUGCACCUGGCUGUGAGGAUGAUGUCAGGGCAGCCCAAGGCACGCAUAACUUUAUUAAGCUCGUAGCCCCCUUACCAGGCACUGUCCUGCCCCACUGGGACGUUGUAAUAGAAAACAGAAAAAACUUAACUACCAUAGUACUACAACACCACUAUGACAGUACACAGGGCCUUUAGAAAUGCGUUACGACUUGGUCAUUGCCAUUCUGGUAACAGUUAAUUUAUAAUAAUAAAAAAAACGAACUACCAUAGUAGUACUACUACUACACCACUAUGACAGUGCACAUUCUGGUAACAGCUAAUUUAUAACAGCCCCAACUUAAGGGGUUAAUACAGUGCUCAACAUUUUGAAUAAUAUUCCAGUAAGCACACAAGCCAUUUUCAAAAUAUGCAUAGACUAAAUGUAAUACAUCGUCAGUUGAGCUUACAACAGAAAAUCGAAAUUAAUAAUACUUAAAAGGUAUUUCUAAAUUAUGCAUAGAAUUUCUAUGCAACAUUUGUUGAGAUUUCAACAGAAAAGUAAAGUUAAUAAUGUAAAUAACAAUAACAACAACAAAAAUACAUUUUUGCUAGAUAUCGGUGCAUAAAGGAGUGCACACCCUUGUGAAUACUGUGGAUAUUUUGUGUUGAAACUUUAGAAAUAUUGAAACUUAAUGUUAAAAGGUGUGUAACCUACUCGUUUAUGCUGGAUGCCGUAAAUGACAACUACUUUUCCUUGUCCUGAGUUCUUCACUGUGUCAGAUUUGAAGGCAUGGAUUUGAACAUGGUUGAAAUGUUACUAUAUUUUGUGAAAUUGUGCCACCAAUGACAGUCAAUUCUAAUUGACAGUUUUUUGUUUUGAUACCACAUUGUGUAAGACUUUAAGUUGUUUCUUGAAAUAAUUCAAUAAAGAUGAAAAAAACUA